Messenger RNA from Meleagris gallopavo (turkey), 4872 nucleotides. The record is from RefSeq and is a predicted model, not a curated record. NCBI's taxonomy places the organism in Eukaryota, Metazoa, Chordata, Aves, Galliformes, Phasianidae.
GAAGCGGCGGUGCUGCGGUGCUGCGUGGAGUGGGGUGCGUGCAAGGAACGGGAGUUGGGUGUGCAGAAAGGUUUUUUUUUCUCCUUGCGCACCGAACCACUGCAGGUCUGCACAGAAAGCCAGGGACAUCGACGCACAGGGUUUUUCUGCAGCUUUAUGCGUGAAAAGGAAUUGAUUCUCGCGCGCGUGUGCGUGGGUAUUGGGACGUUUAUUUUGCUUGCAGUCUAUGCAAACCCAAACCUUUUGCAAGGACUCAGCUCGGUGCUGCAGUGCCCCUGAAAUCACUGGCUGGGUGUAAAGGUAAAGGCAUGCAUGCACAGGAGGGGGUCCAGCCCAGCCCCCGGGCUGUAGGGAACAAAAGGUUCUGGCUGUGCACAAGGAACUGAUGCCCCAAAGGCACGUGCUUGGGGACCAGUAAAUGCAUCAGAACAGGGCCCAACAGCAAGCCCUGGCGUUAGGAAUUUGCCCAGAGAAUAUUGCACACAGCAGUAUUGGCCAGGAAGUUAAAAAAAAAACAACAAGAAAAGAACCCCAAACUGGAGCUGAACUGCUGCUUUAUAGUCACAUCUCUUGUUGCAUGCCAACCCCCACAGCUGUGUGUCACGGCCUUUGUGUCACAGCCUUUGUGUCCCGCUCAGUGCAGAGCAAGCAAGCAGCGAGCACAGCAUCCUCCUGCUUGCAGCAGCCGAGAGGUGAAGCUGCACCGUGCCACGUGGAGGCAAGCAGAGGUCCGGGCUGCUCUCAGCCAUUACCCGGCCUGGCUCUGCUUUCCCUCUGUAGGGAAGAAAUGAGAGCAUCCCCGAGGCUAUGAGCUGUCUGGCUGGCAGCUGUUCCUGUGGCAGUCCGGGCUUGUUACUGCUUAAUGCUAUCCUGAGCAGAAUUUUUGGCAGGGGGGCACGUGGCUAAUGGGCCACACUGGGAAGGAACACAUUUUGGCAUCUUAAAGAUGUGCAGCUGUAAUCUGCCCUGACAGCCCAGCAGCCCCACACCAACAUACAGUGCUGGGCACCGAUGGGGCGGAGGGAGAACAUUUCUGGGCACCCACACAGCACUGCAAAACCUACCUGUGCUGCAAGGCCGGGUUGCACGAUGUGCUAUAUGCAGUGCAUGCAGCUUAUUCCACUGCUUGCAAGUUGCUCAUGGUUCCAACCACCAGGAUGCUUGGGGAAUGGAACCUCUGCAGGCCAGGGCUUGUUCCCCAGCUCAGUCAUACACCCCAGCAGCUCCAUGCAGAACAGGCUGCUUGCCAGGGCGUGAGCUUUUGCUCUGUGCAUGUGUUUCCUUAAGACUGCGGGGAUCUCUCUUCCUUCUUCAGUGCACAGCUGAAGGGCAAGUGCUCCUCAGCUCAGCUCUGCCAGCUGGGCCCUAUUUCCAUAGGAUUCUUCCAAAAAGCAGUCCUGUGCACCAGCAGCCUCGCAAUAAGGCCUUCCUGAGUGCAUCUCCCACCUGCAGCCCUUGGGAGCUCCGAGGAGCGCUCGCUGGAAAGGUAACAGCACUGCCCAUAUUGCAGAUCUUGCAUGGCUUCUCAGCUGUUCUCUUCCAGGCAAUCCAAUCCCCUUCUGACUUUUUACCUUCUCAUCCCCCUCUGCUUUCAUGCUUUAGCCUUUCAGCCUCUGGGUGAUGAAACAUUGCUGAUUUUAGGCAUGAGAACAACAAAAUGACCAGAGGUGACAGACUGAUGUCUUUCUUAAAGGCACAGCUUCGCUCUUCCAGUUCUCCUCUGUCCUCCUGGGGUUUGGCAGACGGACUGCUGGGUGCUCUGGGAAUGGUGUCAACCUCCUGACCUGUGGCACUGCCCAGCUGUGCUGCUCAGCCCGAGCAGGGUGAUGCUACUAGAGUGCCUUUCCCAGCAGCUACCCAUCAGAGAUUGAGAUCUGAGGGUAAACUGGAAGCUUUUGGAGCAGUUGGAUGUGAAUUCCAAGCUCUGUGCAACCUGAGCCCUGGUCUGGUCAUCCUGCUGGUGGGCGAGUGGCCAGCUGCUGUUGGGAGAUGGUGUUUGGUACUGAACCAAGAAUGGGAGCCAGCAGACAGUAUGGGUGAAACAAAUAACAGCUCCUUUGUUGUCUGAAUGAGUGCACAGCACUCAUGCAAAAAAAAAAAAAAAGGCUAUCAAGCAGGCUUCUCUGCUGCAAAACAGGUAUGGCACAGACAGGGAGGAUUUACAUUUCCUUCUUGAUGCUGUCCUGCCCUAAAAAUCAACCAGGUUCUCAUGGGAAAUGCUCUCAGCUCCCGUUGCACAGGCUGUGGUGAUGGCAGUGGGAGUGUGCAGCCUCUCCCAGUGUGCUGGUGGCAUUGCCCACCCAUCUGUCCACCAAGCCGUGCAGUGCUAGGGAAUUAAUGCUUGCACAGCCCUUUGCAGGUGCAAAGUGCAGUGGAUGGGCUCAUCCCAAACCUCACUGCAUUGCCUCUGGCCACGGAUGUCACAGCUGCUCAAUGCGCCGUGCAGCUCAUUUUGGGCAGCAGGGAUGUGCUCUGGGGAAGUGCAGAGUACCUGCAGCCCUACUGAGGUCAGGUGAAACAUCCCAGCUACAGCAUGUUGCAAAAGUUGCACUAAGGAUGAAUUCCCUGCCAGCCCCAGCUCCCAGCUGUGGGCUGCUUUUAUCCCAAGCCAAUCAAUGGAGUGCAUAGGGUGAUGGGCAACUGCGGGGUCACUGUACCCUCCUAGUGCAGCUCAUGCUCUGUGCUGCCGUCUGGAAUCCAGGAGUGCACCCAGGUAUGAACACUGAAGUGUCUCCUCAGCAGAUUUCAAGGUUUAUUUACCCAAGCGGAUCCACACGGAUUAGGAAGUGCAUCGCAGGGCACGUUUGGUUAGUUCAGCCCCAGCACAGUUCAGUGCAGCUGUCAAGAUAAAUGAUUUCUUUAGGGGAGAGAAGGAAAAGUAUGCAUUUGCUUAAUUAACUCCAUAUUAUGGCAGUUCCCAAACAUUAAACACAUGCUGCACAAAACCGCCAACCAGGAGUGCCUUGCAAGGCUGCUUUUUGCUGGGCUGUGAUGGCUGGGGAAGGCAAACAUCUGGCAAGGUACUGAGCAGCUACAGGAGCCCACAGGAGCAUCGGGGCACCCAAAGCCUCUCAGCUCUGAUGUGAAUCCCUCUAACAGCCAAUGGGGCUUUGCAGAACCAUACAGUCAUUCCAGUUGAAAAAGAGCUCCAGGAUAAUCAUUUUCAAAGGAGCCAAGUGCCUACAGCACACCGUGGGGCGGGAUGGGAGCUGGAGGGGCUCAGCUGGGAGGAAAUGGGCAUUUUUGCUUCCUGGGUGUUCUUAAAGACAAGUGCUCCCCAUCUCCAUCUGGCUGCAGAUGCAGGAAGAGAUGCUCAUCCCGACGGCCCUAUUGCUGCUGCAGCUGCUGAGCUGCUCCCACGCCGUGCACUGGACCUACCGAGAGGGUGAGCUGGAUGAAGAGCACUGGGGGCUGCACUUUGCUGCCUGUGCUGGCAAGCAGCAGUCUCCUAUUGACAUCCAGAGGAAGAAGGUGGUGCACAACGUGCAGCUGCUGCAGCUGGAGCUGAGCGGGUACAGCCGACCGCUGCAGGGGGACUUCACCAUGACCAACAACGGGCACUCGGUCCAGAUUGAUUUGCCACCCACCCUGUCCAUCUCCCGUGGGCUCCCGCACCCCUACACCGCAGUGCAGAUGCACCUGCACUGGGGAGGCCUGGACCUGGAGACCAGCGGCUCCGAGCACACGCUGGAUGGGAUGAGAUACGUGGCAGAGCUGCACAUCGUCCAUUACAACUCUGCAGACUACUCAAGCUUUGAAGAAGCCAAAGACAAACCCAAUGGAUUGGCGGUGCUUGCCUUCUUGUAUGUGGAAGGACACCUGGAGAAUACCUACUACAGUGAAUUCAUUUCCAAACUGGCAAAAAUCAGGUUUGCAGGUCAGUCAACCAAGCUCACCUCUCUGGACGUCCAAGCCAUGCUGCCAGAAAACCUCUCACACUUCUACAGGUACCAGGGCUCGCUCACAACCCCACCCUGCUCUGAAAGUGUCACCUGGACCGUUUUCGACUCUCCCAUCAUCCUGUCACAUGCACAGAUCGGCCUGCUGGAGAACACCUUGCUGGACUGGCACAACAGGACGCUGCGCAACGACUACCGGCACGCACAGCCCCUGCACGGCCGCGUGGUGGAGGCCUCCUUCCAAGCCAGGCCCAGACAAGAACAAUGCCAGCCAGAAGAACUCAGCCUCAAACUGGAACAAAUCCAGACACAACUCCGAGACAUGAAGAAAGAGUUCCUGAACGGAGUGAGCCACACAGGUAUUACAUCCAGCACUUUUCCAGCUUUCUACUUCCCCAUGGAAAACAUUGAAAGUUUUGUGGAGGUUCGUCCCAGCCAUGAGAUGUCUCUCCAAGCCUUCACUCUGUGCUUCUGGACACAAGCCCAGCACGUGGGCACUCAGACUGUUCUCUCCUACUCUACACGGGAGAGGGACAACGAGCUGGUGAUGACCACAGGCACAGACGUGGGACUGUGGAUAGGAGGCCAUUUUGUCAGCUUCCCCCUCUACCGCAAGGCACAGGACUGGCUGCAUUACUGCAUGGCGUGGGCUUCCCAGUCUGGAAUAGCAAGUCUGUGGCUCAAUGGAGCUGCUGGUGAUGCAAAGAGCAUCCAGAAAGGCUAUGUGAGCCAGGCUGGAGGGAAGCUUGUCCUUGGAAAGGACAGAGACACUCUUCUUGGGACAUUCUCCAAUGGGUUUGCAGGGUGGAUGACGCACGUGAACCUGUGGAGCCAAGUCCUCAGCCCUGCAGACAUUCGGGCACUUGCACAGUGCAAAGCAGGAAAGCUGAAGGGAGAUGUCAUUGCAUGGGGGGAAACCCCCGUGACCCUCUUUGGGGGGGUGGUGCUGGAGGCUGACACCAGCUGUCAGUGA